This is a messenger RNA of Soboliphyme baturini, 231 nucleotides long. The record is from the annotation of a GenBank genome assembly. NCBI's taxonomy places the organism in Eukaryota, Metazoa, Nematoda, Enoplea, Dioctophymatida, Soboliphymatidae.
AUGAGUAAGACGCACCCUCCGGAGCUUAAGAAAUACAUGGAUAAGAAAAUGCAGCUAAAAUUGAACGGAAACCGCGUCGUAUCCGGGGUGCUACGAGGAUUCGAUCCAUUCAUGAAUUUGGUAAUGGACGAUGCUGUAGAACAUCUUAAAUCCGGAGAACAGCUUAUGAUUGGUAUGGUGGUGGUUCGCGGCAAUUCCAUUACGUUGCUGGAGGCAUUGGAAAGAAUUUGA